This is a messenger RNA of Onthophagus taurus, 1890 nucleotides long. Its product is annotated as putative cytochrome P450 6a20. Lineage: Eukaryota; Metazoa; Arthropoda; Insecta; Coleoptera; Scarabaeidae. Gene Ontology annotation, molecular function: heme binding; monooxygenase activity; iron ion binding. The record is from RefSeq and is a predicted model, not a curated record.
GUCAUUGACGUUUUUCGUAUUAGUUCUAAAACCUGCCAAAUUUGGGUGGCUUCCAAAUGUUACAAAACCCACCAGGAGGAUAUUCUUACCUCGUCCGGCGCCCCUCCAUUCUCCAAGUCCGAAAAAUCCGAUCCAGCACGAAAUUCGUCGUGUAUUUUUGUGUGCUAGGAUCGUUUCGUUCAUACAAAACUAGAUCUUAGGUGUUAAAAAUAACUUCAACCAUAAAAAAAUAUCGUUUAAUAAAAAGAUUUCAAACCAAAACAAUUUCCUUUAUCUACUCUUUGACCUAAAAGAAUUCCUCGUUGAUAAACGUAACCAAGAAUGACUUCAAAACAGUUCUCAUUUCAUUUUUAGAAAUGGAAGUCUUGGUAAUAACACUCUUUAUAUUAAUAACGUUAAUUUAUGUUUAUUACAAAAAUUCUUUUCAAUAUUGGGAUAAAAAAGGGAUUACAACCGUUGAGCCAAGUUUUCCGUUUGGAAAUUUGGGGAGUGCUUUUUUUGGAAAAGGUUUUGUUUUAAAAUUUACAUCCCUCUAUAAAGAAUUAAAAGAAGAAGGUGCUAAAUAUGGCGGUUUAUACGCUGGAACAACCCCGAUUUUUCUACCAAUCGAUCCUGAAAUAAUCAAAAACAUUUUAUGCAAAGAUUUUCAAUACUUCCACAGCAGAGGAUCGAGUUUUGACGAAAAAAAGGAACCACUCCAAGCGAAUUUAUUUAAUUUCGAAGGAAAGAAAUGGAAAGAAUGCCGGAUUAAAUCAACCCCGACUUUUUCAUCGGGAAAAAUGAAAAUGAUGUUUCACACCGUAUUGGAUUGUGGUAAACAAUUAGAGGAAUUUCUUCAUAGUUGUCAUAAACAACAAAAACCGUUGGAUAUCAAAGAAAUUAUGGCUUGCUUUACAACCGACGUAAUCGGUUCUUGUGCUUUCGGCGUAGAAUGCGAUAGUUUUAAAAACCCCAAUGCCCAAUUUCGCAAAUAUGGCCGCAAAGCUUUAACUCCCAGUUUUAAAUUCCAAAUGAGAAGAAUCUUAACGAUGAUUUCACCGUUUUUAGUAAAAUUCCUCCGAAUACAUUUCGUCGAAAAAGACGUCGUCGAUUUCUUCAUCGGUGUCAUAAGAGACGUCGUUAAUUAUCGCUUAACAAAAAAUGUAACUCGAAAUGAUUUCCUCCAAAUUCUAAUCGACACAGAAAAACAAGAAAAUUCAACCUCUACAAUCGAACAAUUAGCUGCACAAGCUUUCGUUUUUUUCAUAGCUGGAUUUGAGACAUCAUCAACUGUGAUGACUUUUGCUUUGUAUGAAUUAGCGCAUCACCAAGACAUUCAAGAUAGACUUCGCAAAGAAAUUAUUGAGUCCAUUCAAAAAAAUGGCUCGCUUACAUAUGAAGGAAUCCACGAAAUGAAAUAUUUAGACCAAGUUGUUAAUGAGACUAUUCGAAAAUAUCCUACACUUCACACUUUCAAAAGACUUUGCGUCGAAGAUUAUAAACUUGAUAAUAACCACAUUUUAGAGAAGGGGACGAAAAUUUUUAUUAGUAUUUUAGGGCUUCACCGAGAUGAAGAAUACUUUCCUAACCCUGACUUAUUUAACCCCGAAAGAUUUUCGGAGGAAAAUAAAUCGAAAAUUCUUCCUUACACUUAUUUACCGUUUGGAGAAGGUCCAAGGAAUUGUAUUGGACUUAGAUUUGGAUUGAUGCAAACUAAAGUGGGAUUAUGUAUUCUUCUUGGAAAUUAUAAAAUAUUUCCGCAUCAUUCUGUUAAAUAUCCGAUUGAAUUUGAUAACAAAGCCGCUACUUUAGCUGGAAAAGGAACUAUUCUUCUUACAACGGAAAAAAUUUAAUUACAACUUUUUUUUAUUAUUUUUAUGUUUGUAAAGUGAAAUAAAAAUGUUUUAGAAA